UUCUCGAGAUUAGAUUAAAACACAUGUAGUCACACACACAAUGUCGCCACUAUGCACUCAGUUUAAAGAAAAAAAUAAUAAAAAAAUAAAAUAUUGUGGGUAGACUGCACUUCCCUAUAGAAUAUUCCGUUCGGUUCGUCAUUCACAUUUCAGUGCUCCGCCACUUUGCAUUAUUAAUCGUGUCAGUGUUAUUUUUAUCGGCAGUUUUAGGUUUUUUGUGUUCAAAAUGCCGAAAAGAAAGCGUGGUGAUUCAAUAAGUUAUAUAAGAAAGAAAAUUAAGAAGCUAGAAAAGAAGUUAUUAAAAGGAUGCCGCAGAUCUUCGUCCAGUUCCGAGCAGUCGUCGUCAGAACCACAAGAUGACAAAUUUAUGGAUUUGGAGAAUCCUGCAUAUCCAGUAGUAGAUCUAGAUGAGCCGGUACCAUCAACCAGCGCAUCAAAUAUACCUGAGGUUACACAAGAACCUCCUCCCCAAUCGACGGCUGUUGAAGCCGGAAUAAUUGAGAUUGAGGAUCAUCAACCGGAUUUAGAUGAAACUGUCCUGCAAAUAUUAGGAACAGAUCCGUUAACCACUACGAGUUUUGGUAAGGAUAUCCAGAAGGACCUAGCCACUCGUUAUGAACACAUAGCCACUUCUGGUUUGACGAAAGAACUCCGCAAGGAGCUUUUAGAAUCUCACUUACCUCCAGCUAACUGUAAGCUGAUUGACGCACCGUCUCUUAAUCCUGAGAUUAAAGCUGCUGUCACGGACGUCAUAGUGAAGCGGGACAAAGCUAUGCAGGCGAAACAGAAACAGUUAGGCAGUGCUAUCGCAUGUCUAAGUGAAGCUAUUACUAUUCUUUUAUCAAAAGAAACAAAAGAUCCUAAUAUACUAAAAUUACUCGUGGACGCAGGGCGCAUUUUGUGCGACUGCCAACAUAAUGAUUCUAUCACUAGACGUAACUUCAUUCUUGCUGUCUUGAAGAAAGAAUUAAAAGAUCAGAUGCAACUGACCAAAAUUGACAAUCUUCUUUUUGGACAAGAGCUAGCCGACACAUUAAAAACUGCCAAGGCAAUAAAUAGGUCAGGGGCUGAGCUGAAGUCUGUUCCGUUACCCAAACCUUCGAGCAAACCGAGACCUCCGCCUUCUACCAGGAAUUUAAACUGGAAGGCUCCAGCCCCGAACCGCAGACCGACGGGGCCUCGGCUAGCGAAGGAGUCUGCACCUUCAACGAAGCAACAGCACGCGCACUCGUCCAGAGGGUCGCGUCCGAGCAGCAGCCGCAGCCGCCAGUAGAUACUACGGUAAAUUUUGCCGCAACCGUCAGAUACACCAGCAGAUUACCCUGGUUGCCGGAGUCUUGUGCGGGAAUCUCUACUGAGAAGAAGUAUUCCUCCUGCAUCUGUUCACAUCAUGUUGGCAUCACUAUCGGAAAAUUCCAUCAAACAAUAUGACACUUGUUUGAAGAAAUGGCAUUUAUUUUGUAAAGCCAACAAUGUUAAUAUUUAUGAGGCCUCUAUCCCAAAAAUUAUUUAUUUUUUUACUGAGCUUUUUCAAUCCGGUGCUCAAUAUGGUACUCUGAACAGUUGCAGAUCGGCUUUGUCUUUAAUCAUUGGUCAUCAAAUCAGUGAAGAUGAUCGGGUAAAGAGAUUCUUCAAAGGGUUAUUUAGACUUCGGCCACCCUUACCCAAAUACGAUUCGACCUGGGAUACCUCAUUAGUUAUAGAAGCAUUGGCUAGCUGGGUGCCUAACGAUAAUUUACCUUUAGAUAAAAUUACAAGGAAAUUGAUUACUAUAUUGGCACUUGUUACAGCUCACAGAGUUCAAACCCUAUCAAAAAUUAAAAUCGAGAAUAUUAGUUAUUCAUCCAAUGAAAUUCAUAUUAAAAUUCCUGAUUUAAUAAAAACAUCCAGUGUUAAAUCAAAACAGCCAAUGCUUGUCCUACCAUACUUUAGGGAAAGACCCGAAGUAUGUCCUGCUAAGUUACUAAUUGAUUACUUACAUGUAACUGAACAAUUACGUCAUAAUCAUACCUUUCUCUUUAUUAGCACCAAAAAACCACAUGGUAAAGUUGGUGCUCAAACAUUAAGUAGGUGGAUAAAGAGUACUUUAGAGACCUGUGGAAUUGACGUUUCCAUUUUUUCCGCUCAUAGUACCAGGCACGCCAGUACUUCCCGAGCUCAUAUUAUGGGCGUCAAUUUAGAUUUAAUAAGGAAAACUGCCGGAUGGUCUGGCACAUCUUCAACUUUUGGAAAAUUUUAUAAUAGAUCAGUUUCAAAUGCUCCCAGAGAAACAUUUGCUAGGAGUAUCCUAAUUGAGGAUAAUUCAUAAAUUAUUCCCUAUUUUUUGAUUGUAUAAUUAAAUAAUCUAUCUUUAAAACGAUAUUAAGUUGCGAUAUGAAUAAAUCGUUGUUAAUUGUGUACCUUUCAUUGUUAAUAAAAAGAUUAGACAAUGAA
Helicoverpa armigera (cotton bollworm) is the source of this 2433-nucleotide messenger RNA. RefSeq lists its product as uncharacterized. Bases 227 to 1273 code for a protein of 348 amino acids. The transcript has 3 exons. Lineage: Eukaryota; Metazoa; Arthropoda; Insecta; Lepidoptera; Noctuidae. The record is from RefSeq and is a predicted model, not a curated record.